Molecule: messenger RNA, 1928 nt
Organism: Scylla paramamosain (green mud crab)
Lineage: Eukaryota; Metazoa; Arthropoda; Malacostraca; Decapoda; Portunidae
Product: chaoptin-like
Exons: 6
Coding region: 1288-1875 (195 amino acids)
Molecular function (GO): protein binding
Source: RefSeq, a predicted model, not a curated record
GAGGUUCAGGCUCAGUGUUGCUCUGGCCUUUGCGGGGAGAGGACGUGUGUGUGCCGACCCUCUCCCCUCUCUCUCUCCCUCCCUCUCCCCCGCUACUGCUGCUGCCGCCACGAGAGAGACACACACACACACUCUCACUCACUAACGCACACGGAGAAAGGCACGCACGCACGCACGCACGCAGCCAGCCAGCAAAGCGAGCAAGAGUGAAAGAAAAGAAAAAAAAGGAGAAAUAUAAAAAUAAAAACAGAAACACAAGUCGUAGAAAAUAUUUUUAAAAACUCACCCCGACAAGAGGAAAAGAGAGAGAGAGAGAGAGAAGGAAGAGAAAAAAAGAAAGAAAGAAAGAAAAUAAGGCAAACAUUUGAAAUCCAUCGCAUAGUUUUAUCUCCUCCUCGAGUUGAGAAAAUGUUAAGAAAGGAGAAGGAAAAGAGAGAGAGGGACAGGAGAAACUUUAAAUAAUACACCCAUGAAAGUUACACGUACAAUUUUUUUCACAUUCUUUUUCCCCCUUCGUGUUUUUCUUUUCUUUUCUUUUUUUUUCCUUUACUUGGUGCAUGCCUUGGGUGUUCGGGCUGCGCGGAGUGACUGAAGGAUGAAGGAAUGGUGAAGGAUGACCGUGGAUGAGGAACACGAGGCAGCGGAAGUUACCUCAUGACGAAGGAAGGAAGGAAGGGAGGAAGAUGACGACGGGAGGAGAAGAGAAGAAGAGGGAGAGGUAGAGACGAACUAAAAGAUAAAAAGAACUGGAGAACUGGAGAAGAAAUUGUUGUAAGAGAGAGAUAUAAACAACAAAGGACAAAGGGUAAUAUUGCAAUAACAGAUAAAUAAUGAAUAUAUGAUGGGAAAAGCAAUAAUGAUGUGAUAAUUUAAUGGAAAACCGCAAAAUAUCAUAAGUGAAUUACAUAUGAUUUUUUUUUUCGAGUGUGUGAAAGAAAGAAAAAUAAAGAAAAAGGAAGAUAACAAGUGCAAGAUCAUCAUGUGAGGAAAAAGAGAAAAAAGAGAAAGAGAGAAAGAAGAAAAAGUUUCCUCAAAAAUGAUGUUAGUGUUUUUUCAUGUUCUCUGACUCACCUUCUCUAUACAGCGGAACUUCACUAUCAAGAAAGUGAGAGUGAGCGAAAAAAAAGAUAGUGUUGCGUGAAGGUGUUGAUCGGCAGGUGUGUGGCGUACAGGUGUGCUGCGGCCAGGUGUUGAGAUGACAGUGCCUCCUGAUUGGCUGAGAAAGUAACGUUUAGGAUAUGACGUCACGAAACUUCCGCCAAUAGCACACCGCCGCCAGACUGACAGAUGGCGCGGGCAGCGACGGCCGCCGCCGCUCCUCACCUGCUGACGUGGGUGUGGGCGGCGGCGUGGGCGGUGUGGGGCGUGCGCGGCUCCCCACAAAUAGGGCCGUGCACGUUCAAUCACCUGUGCACGUGUAGCUACUCGAGUGACGCGCCCACUGCCGCCUAUACCUACACUUCCGCCCCACCGGCACCUGACCUCAUCACCGAGCUCACCUGCGUCGGCGUCCCCUUCGCCAGGAUCCCAGACAUCCCGCCGGGCCUGGUGAUGCAAAUGGACGUGCUGAACUCAGGUCUCGAGGUGAUCGCCGAGGAAGACUUCGGGGACACGCGCGUCAGCAACCUGAGGCUCAUGUCCAACAACAUCAGACUCAUCGCCGACAAGGCCUUCAGCGGCAUGAGUCAGUUCCUGCAAAGUCUGGACUUGAGUCACAACGAACUCACCAGCGUGCCGCGCGGAGCUCUCACCCCCCUCAACUUUCUCGAGUGGUUCAACCUGCACGGUAACCACAUCGCGGAGCUGGUGGAGGAGGACUGGGUCGGGCUGCGGGGACACCCUGACGACGCUCUUCCUCGGCGACAACGACAUUGACCAUGUGCCGCGCGACGUGUUCUCCCCGGUGCAAGCGUCUGCUACGCCUCAAC